Molecule: messenger RNA, 876 nt
Organism: Diaporthe amygdali
Lineage: Eukaryota; Fungi; Ascomycota; Sordariomycetes; Diaporthales; Diaporthaceae
Exons: 3
Coding region: 1-876 (291 amino acids)
Biological process (GO): tRNA wobble uridine modification
Cellular component (GO): elongator holoenzyme complex
Source: RefSeq, a predicted model, not a curated record
AUGGCAUCUCAAAUCCCGCCUCUGCUGGAGUCAUACCUCUCCCUACCGUCUGAGACCUCCCAGAUCGUCCUCACCGGCAUCCUCGGCGCGAGCACCAACUGGCUGACCCUGCGGUACCUGUACAGCCUCCUCCGGCCCGCGGCCGCACCGCGGCGCGACGAUGGCGACGCCCCCGCCGGGGGCGACGAGGACGUCAAGGUGCUGCUCGUGAGCUUCAUGAGGGACUUCGCGUUCUGGAAGGAGGGCGCCGGACGGCUGGGUCUCAACCUCGACGCUCUGGCGGCGCGAGGCAAGUUCCUCUUCGUCGAUGGGCUGAGCAGGCUGUACCUGGGCGGUGACGGGCCUGCUGUGCAGUCACAGUCUACCGGGCGCGGCCCAGGGCAGCCGGCGCAGCAGCAGCAAGUAUACCUUGACAGCCCGCGCCUCACCGACGUCGCGAGGGCGCUGGGCGCGGCUGUCGAAAGGCUGCAGGCUGCUGGUGGCAAGGUCGUCUUGCUACUGGACCAGCCUGAUUUGUUCCUUGCGGCUGCGUCGCCUGGGGACGGUGUCACGGGGACAGCGUGGAGGGAGGUAGUGCUUGGGCUACGAGAGAAAGUUCACGCGACCCUUCUCACCUUGUCGGCGGACGAGCCACUGGUUUCUGCGCAGACUACGACACUGGAAAAGGAGCAUGCCUCCUUCAUUUUGUCCCUGGCGCACGAGGCUGAGGCUGUCAUUAGCUUGAGGCUGUUGGACACCGGCACAGCCAAGGAUGUCAGUGGGGUGGUCAGGAUCACUGGAGGCGGAGGUAGCCUGGACCGGGUGAUAGAGGAGCACGAGUAUCUAUACCACGUUGGCGGAGAUGGAGUGGUGAAGGUAUUCGAGCGUGGGCAGUAG